UCUAGUGUGCCCAAAAGCCUCAAGUGCGGAUUGAGAUUUUUAAGGAAGAGAGACUACUUUUUAUUUGGCCACACUGUUCAAAACUAACAAUAACAAUGCUGUUCUAUUCGUUCUUCAAGUCACUGGUGGGCAAAGAGGUAGUCGUGGAACUCAAGAACGACCUGAGCAUAUGCGGCACCCUGCACUCGGUGGACCAGUAUCUGAACAUCAAACUAACGGACAUUAGUGUCACGGAUCCGGACAAAUACCCGCACAUGCUCAGCGUGAAGAACUGCUUCAUCCGCGGCUCCGUGGUGCGGUAUGUGCAGCUGCCGGGCGACGAGGUGGACACGCAGCUGUUGCAGGACGCCGCGCGGAAGGAGGCGGUGGUCAGCACGAGGUAGAGACCAGGUUUGCCGGCUCUAGCCACCCCAAAAAGUCUAAAUCUUAAGUUAAAUCUUGUUAAAGUGAAACAAUAAGAGAAAUCCCCGGAAGAAAUGCAUUUACAUUUGAUGAUUAA
Messenger RNA from Drosophila kikkawai, 499 nucleotides. Its product is annotated as U6 snRNA-associated Sm-like protein LSm2. NCBI's taxonomy places the organism in Eukaryota, Metazoa, Arthropoda, Insecta, Diptera, Drosophilidae. The record is from RefSeq and is a predicted model, not a curated record. Gene Ontology annotation, molecular function: RNA binding. Gene Ontology annotation, cellular component: Lsm1-7-Pat1 complex; U6 snRNP; catalytic step 2 spliceosome. Gene Ontology annotation, biological process: mRNA splicing, via spliceosome.